Messenger RNA from Mucor mucedo, 1372 nucleotides. RefSeq lists its product as uncharacterized. The coding region runs from base 186 to 1307 and encodes 373 amino acids. Lineage: Eukaryota; Fungi; Mucoromycota; Mucoromycetes; Mucorales; Mucoraceae. Gene Ontology annotation, molecular function: ATP binding; ATP-dependent protein folding chaperone. The transcript is spliced from 2 exons. The record is from RefSeq and is a predicted model, not a curated record.
ACGCAUUAUUAUAGAUUUUGGUACUACGCUCUCUGGUUGUUCCUAUUCUCGUCUAGACAAUCCCAAGUUGAUAAAGACUAUAAAGUCAGGAUGGUACGUGUUUCACUGUCUUAUGAUCUAGCAUCAUUUGACAUGAGUCUUUUAGGCCUGGAGACAAAUCGGGUAUCAAAGCACCCACUGUUCUUAUGUACGACGAUAUGGGCAACAAAGUGAAAUUCUGGGGCCAAGAGGCGAAGUCAAGAGCUCGUGUUCGUAAAGAAAACAAUUUACUUGAGAACUUUAAAUUGUACCUGUCUCUUUCACAGGCUAAAUUGGACAAAGAAUCAGCAGGCAUCUUAUUGGACGUCUAUAAUAACCCUGAUAAUGAGAUUAUUUUGGAAGACGUGAUUUCAGAUUACCUCAAGCUGUUCUAUCGACACAUACUAAAUUUUGUGGGAGAGGUGGAUAAGACAAAUCUAGCCAUGCGAUUAUUAAAGAGCGAAAAAAAGCCCAAGACCAAAUACGUCAUGACAGUCCCUGCAAUCUGGAACACUGUUACUCGCCAAAUUGUAAUGAAUGCUGCAUUUCAAGCUAAUAUUGUAAAAAAACAUGAUGAAAUCAUUGUCAUCACUGAGCUAGAAGCGGCUGCUUUAUACUGUCGAAACCAGACCCAAGAAUUGAAAAAUGGUAAUGUGACUUUUAUCGUAUGUGAUGCGGGUGGAGGCACAGUGGACGUGGGUACUUUCCAUUUAAGCUCAACACGGUAUAUGACUCAAUUGGGUGAUUGUCAAAGUGAUACGUGUGGCUCCUUUUAUUUGGAUGCGAAUUUCAGAACAUUUAUUUUGCAGUUUUAUAAAGACAUUGGUGUUCAUUUUGAUCCAGCCAUCAGUAAAUUUGAUGAAUUCAUGGAUAGAUUUGUAAAUCGCAUCAAGGUUGAUUUUAUGCCGGAUACGACCAAUGAUAGUUAUUAUGAUAUUGAACUUCCUGGCUCGUAUGUCAUUGCUGAAUCAGUCAAGACAGAACAAAACAAAAAUUACAUCUUGGCAGAUAGUAAUCGAACACUUCGUAUUAAAAACGAAGUCAUGGACAAUCGGGUGUUCAAUCCUGUUAUGGAAAGAAUAGAGGCUUUAUUAGAUAAGCAAAUGAAAAGGUGCAAGGUGCGAUUUCUAUUUUUGGUGGGUGGGUUUGCACAAUCAAAAUAUUUGCAACAACGUUUACGAACUAGAUAUGAACCGGCUGUUCUAUUGAUUGUACCUUUAGAAAGUAUGUCUGCGGUCUCACUCGGGGCUGUACAUUACGCAUUGAAACCUGACAUACUAGCUUCUUGAACAUAAAUAAAUAAAAAACUAUUGUGGUAAAGCAUGUCUCUGUGAAAAAGGAUCAUGAAUGUAUU